GUAUCUCCGGUAUACUGUAUGCUACCAGGCAGCUCCAGUACUGUACACUUUACACUCUUACAGUUCUAGGCUGGUUUUUAAUUAUAUGACCAUAUGACAUUAAUGGACAAUCAUGUCUGAAGAGGACAGUAAGGUUUCUGAUGAACUUUUCAAAGAUGUCAAAUUCUACGUAGUUGGGGACAUUGACCAAAAGGUGGUACAACUGUUAAAAGCUGGAAAAGGAAAGGAGGUUUCAUACAAUGCCCUGGCCACUCACAUCAUAGCAGAGGAUGGGGACAACCCUGAAGUGGGCGAGUCAAGAGAGGUCUUUGACCUGCCUGUUGUCAAGCCAUCCUGGGUGAUCCUGUCAGUCCGAUGUGGAGACCUGUUACCAGUCACUGGAUUUUCUCCUGAAUCUGGACAGAUAUUCUUUGGAGUGACAGCUUGUCUUCCGAGGCUUCCAGAAGAUCUUAAUGCCUUGUGGGCAUUUAUAACCUUCUAUGGGGGGGAAUGUCAGCUUAACCUCAACAAGAAAGUUACCCACCUUGUGGUGAAGGAGCCAAAAGGGGCAAAGUUUGAGUGUGCCCUCAAACACCCAGGUAUCAAGAUCGUCACCCCUGACUGGAUAACGGACUCUGUUAAAGACAAGACUAGGAAGGAUGAGGUGCUGUAUCACCCUCGUCUGACCUACAUAGAACCUGAAGAAGUUGAGGAGAGUGAAGAGGAGUCAUAUGACCAGCACUCACACUCAGAUGGAAGCUACAGCCCCCGACGUUCCCGGCUAUCCAGUGGUGGCUCAUCUGGAGACGAAUCCAGCCCUCGCAGGCGGCCCGGACCCAAAAAGUUGAACUCCAUGUCUCCAUCAUCACCCCGGAAACCUGAGCGUCGCAGUGAGCGUAUGUUCGAUGACUCAGACGAUGACUCUUCCACCGAAAAGGAAGGUACCAACCUCAACUGGACGCCAGCAGAGGUUGUUGCAUCGACGCCACCAAUCACACAAGGCACAGCCAGACGGCGGACAGGACCCCCUGGCAACAAAGAGCCCAGCUCCUCAACAGGCAGUGGCCUCAUCAACCUGUGUGCCACUGUCCCACCUGUACCAGGAAGUGGAGCCAUGGCAGAGGCCCGUUCUGCCACUACCGCUAUCAGCCAUAGCACACUGCAAGGAGUUGUAUCAGUUCCAGAGGGUAUUCCUGGGUGGAGUCCAGCUGCAAGAACUCUCCGCAACAUCACCAACAACUCAGACAUACAGCCGGCUGCUCGACCUGCCAACAUAGCACAUUCUAAAGCUACAGGUCAGGGCCUCACUGCUGAGCAUCAGCAGCUCCUGCAGCAGCAACAAGCACACCAAGCUGUCCUGCAGCAACACCAACAGUUACCACAGCAACCACAGCAUCCCAUGAUGCACCUUCAGCAGCAUCAGAUGAUGCAGCUACAUCACCAACAGCAACAGCAUCAACAGCAGCAAUCACAGGUCACCCAACAAAGCUUUCCACAGCUGCCCCAACAACAGCAGCAGCAAUUCCUACAACAGCAACAGCAAAUGCACCAACAGCAGAUGUUCUCCCAGCAGCAGCAGCAACAGCAGCAGCAUGCCUUCUCCCAGCAGCAACUGCGACCCCAGCAACUCCUGCGGCCAGGUUUACAGCAGCUGCAGCAGCAACAGGUGUUACAGCAGCAGCUUCAACAGUUCCAACAGCAACAACGCAUGCAGAUGUUACAACAACAACAACAGCAGCAGCAGAAUCAGCAACAGUUACACCAACAGCAUUUACAGCAGCAACAACAACAGCAGCAGCAUUUCCUCCAACAACAGCAGCACAUGCAGCAGAUGCAACAGGUGCAGCAGCAACAGCAGCAGCAGCAGCAGCAUCACCUGCAGAACCAGCAGCUGCAGCACCAGAACCAGCAGGCCCUACAGCAGCAGCAACAUCAGCAACAGCAGCAGACAACACUGCAGCCUCAGCUCCAGCAGCCACCUCACAUCUCCCAGAUCUCCCAGCUGUUUGGCCAUGAGCCAGGCCAAGAGAUUCCACAGGAUGGUUUCCUGUUGGGCUGUGUGUUUGCUAUAGCUGACUAUCCAGAACAGAUGGCUGACAAACAGCUCCUGGCCACAUGGAAGAGGGUGAUCCAGGCUUGUGGAGGUGCAGCUGACCCCACCCUAACUAGCCGCUGCACACACCUACUAUGUGAGAGUCAAGUCAGUAACAUGUAUGUCCAGGCCCUCAGAGAGGGUAAGCGAUGUGUAACAGCCCACUGGCUCAAUACGGUGUUGAAAAAGAAGAAGAUGGUUCCGCCACACAGGACAUUACACCUGCCCUUUGCCUUUCCUCCUGGAGCUAAACCUUGCUCUCAGCAUAUUAUCUCAGUGACAGGUUUUGUGGAUUCUGACAGAGAUGAUCUGAAGUUGAUGGCAUACCUGGUUGGUGCCAGAUAUACAGGUUACCUGUGCCGCAGUAACACGGUCCUCAUCUGUAAAGAACCCAGUGGACUCAAGUAUGAGAAGGCUAAGGAGUGGAAGAUCCCCUGUGUGAAUGCCCAAUGGCUGUGUGACAUACUGCUAGGGAACUUUGAAGCCCUAAGACAGAUCCAGCACAGCAGAUACUCCAUCUACAGCCACCCUGAUCCACUGGUCCCAAACCCACAGCUGGUCCAGAACCUGCUGAGUGCUUGGAGAACACCCAUCAAAGUCUCUCCAGAAGCUCUGGCGAGUCUCCAGCUGCUGCAGAAACAGAAGGUCAUAGACUCCACCAGCCAGCCUCCCAACAAGAAGGCCAGACUGGAGGAGAUCCAGUCCCCAAGUAAGAAGCUUCCACCUGAGUCCACUCCUCGAGUCCUGUUUACAGGCUUUGAGCCCACACAGGUGCAGCAGUACACAAAGAGGUUACAUGCCCUAGGUGGAGAAGUGGCAGACAGCAGUCAGAAGGUCACUCACCUAGUGGCCAGUAAGGUGACACGCACCGUCAAGUUCCUCACAGCCAUGUCUGUGGUUAAACACGUUGUGACCCCUGAGUGGCUAGAGGAGAGCUGGAGGAGCCAGAAGUUUGUUGAUGAGCAGAGUUACAUUCUGAGGGAUGCCGAAGCUGAGGUGUUGUUUGGGUUCAGUCUGGAGGAGUCGCUGAAGAGAGCCCAUAAUUCGCCACUGUUCAAGGGCAAGUAUUUUUACCUGACCCCGGGGAUCUGUCCCAGCAUCAGCACAAUGAAGUCCAUCCUGGAGAGUGCCGGAGGGAAGCUGCUGGCCAAACAGCCGUCCUACAGGAAAAUCAUGGAGCACAAACAGAACAAGAACCUCCCAGAAAUCAUCUUGAUUUCCUGUGACAAUGACCUGCACCUCUGUAGAGAAUAUUUCCUGAAGAACAUUGAUGUCCACAAUGCUGAGUUCAUCCUGACAGGAGUUCUAACCCAGAAGAUGGACUACGACUCAUAUAAAUUCACUUGAUGGUGAAGCAUCAUCAACUAUGGUGGAGGACAAGGAUCAACAGCAGCCUGUAUACAGUUCAGUCCCACUGAUUUUUCUACAUUUUUAUUUGGUCUCUGUGCAUAGAUCAACAGUCAUUUUGUAGUUUUUUGUUACAUGUUGAGAAUAAAUAAAUUGAUGUUAUUUUUGUGAAAUGAAUGUUUAAAUUAUGGAGGAUUUUAACCUUUUUCCUGUUAAAAUAGAAUGUGUAUUGAUUUGAGCAUUUUGGAAUAAAAAUUGUACAUUUGUUUGUGAA
This is a messenger RNA of Sphaeramia orbicularis (orbiculate cardinalfish), 3692 nucleotides long. RefSeq names its product PAX interacting (with transcription-activation domain) protein 1 (gene paxip1). Gene Ontology annotation, cellular component: nucleus. The record is from RefSeq and is a predicted model, not a curated record. NCBI's taxonomy places the organism in Eukaryota, Metazoa, Chordata, Actinopteri, Kurtiformes, Apogonidae. The transcript has 23 exons. Bases 113 to 3418 code for a protein of 1101 amino acids. Gene Ontology annotation, biological process: positive regulation of transcription initiation by RNA polymerase II.